GUGUUUGCGAUACACCAGACUCAUGACAGACCUAUGACGUCUGAAAAUGACCAAUAUUCUAUUCAUGAGCAGGAGUAUUCUAACAUUCAUGAAAAACAAGGAUGAACUGUGGUUUAUUUGUUUUUUUGCUUAAAUCUAAAAAUUGAAGUUAGUUUAGUAGUUGACUGUUGCAGUCAUUUGGAUGUUUUGCAUGCAUUUCACUAGGAAGACUAAGAGCUAAGACUUUUUUAUUGCCAUGGCCUUGACUGUCUUCAUGUUGUUUUGCACCACGCCCUUGUGUUGACUUUUGCAUACGAUAUUUUUCAGGCACCCGCUUUAUAUAACGCAAGAAGGCAGCUGCAAGGACACGAGGAUGUGAAAGAGCCAGUGCAGCGCGACUUCACGUAGUGCAGAGGAGCCAAUGCCAAAAAAUCAAAAUACAUUGGCAUGUUAUUUGGACAAGAAAACUAGGACAACCCAGGACGUGCAUUUCUCAGCACCCAGUCAACUGCCAAAAGUGACUCAAACACAGGCCACCAGUGGAACUCGGCUGUACCACUGCAGUGCUGUGGAAAUUUCCUCCACCAGCGGCUUUGCAACAGCUGUUUCGCAGCAUGUCGGAGACAAUGCCUACGAAAUUAUUGGCCCUGAUCAUGAGAGCCCUCAAGGGGCAAACAACAUCUCUGUUGCAGAAGUGAGCCCGAUACCACUUGGAAGUUACCAUGACAGAUGACACGGCAGCAAUAGAUACAGAGACUGCCAUGUCUACUGCAGCUGCAACAGUGUACGAGGCAAGCAGCAGCGCGUCAGCAUCAGCAGCAGUGUCAGAAGGAACCACACCAGGCCUGGUAGAGCAACAUGUGUGCUAUCACUGAUUUUUUUUGUAGUGGAUACAACUCAUUUGCUCAACAUACAAAAGCUGUUCACCACGACUGU
Molecule: messenger RNA, 915 nt
Organism: Dermacentor andersoni
Lineage: Eukaryota; Metazoa; Arthropoda; Arachnida; Ixodida; Ixodidae
Source: RefSeq, a predicted model, not a curated record